CAGGCAGACACCACGGCUCCGCCAGGAGAAAGGAGGAGCUGAGGAGUCUACACACUGUGAAGCGCAAGAUGGUUCUGAGUGGAGCGCUGUGCUUCCGAAUGAAGGAUGCGGCAUUGAAGGUGCUUUAUCUGCAUGAUAACCAGCUUCUAGCCGGAGGGCUGCAUACAGGGAAGGUCAUGAAAGGCGAGGAGAUCAGCGUUGUACCCAAUCGGUUUCUGGAUGCCAAGCUCUCUCCAGUCAUCCUGGGCGUCCAGGGAGGGAGCCAGUGCCUGUCGUGUGGGACGGAGCAGGAACCGACUCUGAAACUAGAGCCAGUGAACAUCAUGGAGCUCUACCUUGGUGCCAAAGAAUAUAAGAGUUUCACCUUCUACCGGCGCGACACUGGACUCACCUCCAGCUUCGAAUCGGCUGCCUACCCGGGCUGGUUCCUCUGCACCGUGCCCGAAGCAGACCAGCCUCUUAGACUCACUCAGCUCCCCGACGAUGCCAGUGGGGAUGACCCCAUCACAGACUUCUACUUCCAGCAGUGUGACUAGGACAACGUGUCCCUGAGAACUCGGUGGGCAGGGCCAGCUCUGGCAGGGGCAGGGGAGUGGAGGAUGAGACCCAGGGCAAUCACCCUCCCCUGCUCUCAGGGCCCCCACCUCUCAUUGGUUAGGCACACGGCCCCCCUUCCUUCACCUGGUUCCCAGUUUGGGUAAAUUCUUCUGAGACUUGGGGCUCAGCCCACGGUUUCCCUCCUUGUUGGGUGCUGCUACUGUUGUGGAACCUUACAAAAACCACGUGAGAUAAACUGGGAGUCACAUAAAAAGAUUCCUAAGGGAUCAGAAUAGGGAGAUCCUUCAUCCUUGGUGGUAACUUAUCGCAUGCUCUGAGCCCCACAGGCCAGCCCAUACCCAGUUGAGCCUAUCAGGGCCACCAGCUGCCCAGAGGAGGUCCUAUCAUUCACCACUGUGCGGGAGAGGGAGGGUCGUCAUAGAGUCAGGGACCCAAGGUCCAGCCCCCUCCCUCUUCCCUUUAAUUUGGCUGCCAUCAUAUGCUGCCUUUCCAUCUCUACCCUCAUGCUCUAGCCACAGGCAGGGGAGGAUGUUGUUAUCCGAGGACAUGGCUGCAGCUCAGAAGACCAAAGAUGGGCAGGGCAUGUCACACCUUUUGAAACCCAAGGUCAAUUAAAAUCCAAGAUACUGGUGUCUAUUCACCUGAAAAGAUGCUCGUGACAUAUUAAGUAAGGAGAGCAAGAUACAAAGUAGCGUAUCUUGUCAUUCCAUUUUAAUUUAAAAAAAUACUUAUUUCUAUAUUUCUGCAUAGAAAAAAGUCUGAAAGAGAUUUUACUUCAAUUUUAGCAAUGUCAGGGUGGUGGUGUUAUAGGUGAUUUUCCUUUUUGUUCUUUUUAUUUGUCUGUAUUUUCUAAUUGUUUUACAAUGAAGAUGGAUCACUUGUAUAAUAAUAAGAAAAAUUAAUCUCGAGGUAAACGGAGCAGAUAUUAUUUCUGAUCAUUCUCAGCUUCCACUUCCCCUGAGUGAAAUGCAAAUUGAAUCGAGCUCUGCUGCUUUGGUGGGUAGAAUCAGAACACGGAUCUCAGCGAAGCUGGGAAGGAGGACGUGAUGGGUUAGUGUGGCCGGAAUCUCCUAGGGAAGGAAUUUACAAAAAGAAAAAUCCUGAAGUGGUCACAGCCCCCUGAGAUUCCAAGAUAUGGGAUCCAGGCUCCAAAGGGGCUCCUUUGCAGGUUGAAUAGUGUUCUACCCAAAUACAUGUCCUUCCAGGAACCUCAGACUGUGGCCUUAUUUGGAGAUAUAGUCUUUGCAGAUGCAGUUAAUUAAGAGCUCAAGCUGUAUUAGGGUGACUCGAAAUCCAAUAUGUCUGAUAUCCUUGUAAGAAGAGGUGAGGACAGACAGAGACACAGAGGAGACCCAGGGAAGAGGGCCAUAUGAAGAUGGAGGCAGAGACUGGAGUUGUGCUGCAGUGAGGCAAGGAAUGCCAACAACUGAGGCAACCACAGAAGCUAGAAAGAGGCAAGGAAGAACUCCCCAGAGCCUUUGGAGGGAGUAUGGUCUUCAAAUCUCCUGAGCUAUGAGAGAACAAAUUUCUGUUGUUUGAAACCACCAAGUUUGUGGUAAUUGGUUACGGCAGCCCUGGGAAAUUAAUAGAGCUGCCGAUGAUCCUGUCUCUUGGUAUUCACAGCCUGAACCACAUUGUGCCAGAGUUGUCCCUAUGACCAAUAUUCCAGCAGUAAUGUUAUGGCACUCCUGGGAUCAGGUUAUAAAAGACACUGCAGCUUCUACCUUGGUCUCUCUCUGUUUCUUUGCUCACUUGGUCUGGGGCAAGCCACCUGCUGUGUUGCUGUGUUGUGAACAGCCCAACAGAGAGAGCUGUGAGGUGAAAAAUGAAGCCUCCUGGCAACUGCCAUGCGAGUGAGCUUUGAUGCAGCUCCACCAGCCCCACUCGGGCCUUCAGAGGGUGCCGCUCUGGCCCAGAGCUGGACUGCAACCUGAGGCGAGACUCUGGCGUGGGGACCACCAAGCUGAGCUGCUCCAGAUUCCCAACCCUCGGGAACUUGUCAGAUAAUAAAUGUUUGGUGCUGUAA
This is a messenger RNA of Equus caballus (horse), 2584 nucleotides long. The record is from RefSeq and is a predicted model, not a curated record. NCBI's taxonomy places the organism in Eukaryota, Metazoa, Chordata, Mammalia, Perissodactyla, Equidae.